This is a messenger RNA of Nerophis lumbriciformis (worm pipefish), 2823 nucleotides long. The record is from RefSeq and is a predicted model, not a curated record. Lineage: Eukaryota; Metazoa; Chordata; Actinopteri; Syngnathiformes; Syngnathidae.
AUGCCGAAGACUGCGAUAUCCAAGGCCAUCGGCGCCGCUUUUGGCAUCCUGACUGUGUCUGUACUUGGCAGCAUUGUCACGAUGGUCAUUUUUUACAAGAUUGAGAUUUCGCAAGUGAACGUGACAUAUCCUCCUACUGAUCCGUCCACCACUGUGGGACCACCACCUGUCAUGCGGUUGCCGACAAAUCUUAUGCCAUGGAAGUACAAAAUCUUCCUUCAGCCUUACCUCUACUCAAAAAUCAUCGAGGAAGUCAAUGUUACAUCUCCCAACCAGACUAUGCUUUUUACUGGUAACUCAACAGUAUAUUUUCAUUGCGUUGAGCCGACAAAGAGCAUCUACCUCCAUAGCCAAGAGCUGAGGGUUUUUGACCCAUUGGUGAAGAAUGAAACCAUAAAAAAGGACAUCAGGAUUAUUCAUAUGGAGUAUCAUGGAGAUGAAAGUGAUUUCCUGGAGAUCCAGUUGAAGGAUACACUGAAGAAAGGAAUGAACUACAGCUUAUUUCUGGCAUUUGAGGGAGAGAUAUCACAAAAUCUACAAGCCUUGUAUGUAAGCACGUAUCAUGAAGGUAUUCCACAUUCUGAAAAUACCAAGAGAUUUAUUGCCAGUACACAUCUGGAACCAACAGACGCCAGAAGAGUGUUUCCUUGUUUCGAUGAGCCGGAAAUGAAAGCAGUGUUUGAUGUGACUAUCAUUCAUAGAAAAGAAACGAGGGUACUUGCAAAUGAAUAUCAGGCAGAGAAUUAUAGAUUAGAUCCUGACUGGCAAGUCACUCGCUUUUACCAGACACGACGAAUGUCCACAUACUUGUUUGCAUUCACAGUUUCAGAGCUGGAAUACUUGGAGUUGAACUAUGACCACCGUGUAGAAAUUAAAAUAUUUGCUCGGCCAGACGCUACUGAUGCUGGACACACGCAGUAUGCAUUAGAUGUUACUGUAAAGAUUCUCAAAUUCUACGAGGACUACCUUGGAAUCGAGUACCCUCUGAGGAAGCUUGAUGAAAUUGCACUGCCAGAUUUACCUUCGAGAGCAAUGGAAAACUGGGGACUGAUCACAUAUAAGGAGGGAGGAUUACUGUACGAAGAGGGAGUGUCAUCCCUCUUGCACAAGGAAACAAUCUCUCUUCUCAUUGCACAUGAACUGGCACACCAGUGGUUUGGAAAUCUAGUUACAAUGAAAUGGUGGAGUGAAAUCUGGCUAAAUGAAGGCUUUGCUACAUACAUGUCAACCGUGGCACUGGAUAAAGUUGAACCUGCGUUUCAAGUUAAAGAAAUACACAUUACGAAUCAACUCCAUACAGCACUUGAGCAGGAUGCAUUGGCCUCUUCACAUCCUCUUAGUGUCCCAGAAAAUGAUGUCCAGUCUACUUCAGAGAUUGUUGGGAUGUUUGAUGCUAUAUCCUAUUUCAAGGGGGCAAUUGUGCUGAGAAUGCUGGCAGACGUUGUGGGGCAAAGUGAUUUCGACAAAGGGAUUAAAGACUACCUCAAAGUUUUUAGUUAUGGAAACACUAACCAAUAUGACCUUUGGCAUUACAUACAAAAGGCUCAUAGGCCUGACUUUGAUGUUGCUAAGAUGAUGGAAACAUGGACCAAUCAAAGGGGCUAUCCUGUCAUUACCGUCAACACUACAAAUGGCCAGGUCACUCAAAGCCACUUUCUGUUCAACAGUUCUUUGGAAUCGAAUCUCACGUGGUAUAUCCCAAUUCAAGUGAUGUCAAAUACAACAGCAAGUUCACUCAGUUGGUUAAGGAGCAAAACUUCAAUAAUGACGCCAUUCAUUUCUAAGCAUGGAGAGUGGAUCCUUGCAAAUGUCAAUUGUAAUGGAUAUUACAGAGUCAAUUACAACCCGGAGAACUGGGAACGACUUCUCAUACAGUUGGACUCUAACCCAGAUCGCAUUCCAGUGAUGAACAGAGGACAGCUGAUUGAUGAUGCAUUUAAUUUGGCAAGGGCCAAAAUGAUUGAUGUGACUCUGGCUCUAAAUACAACGGUGUUCCUUCAUAAGGAGACUGCUUACAUACCCUGGGAGUCCGCAGUUCGGAAUCUUGACUACUUUAUCCAAAUGUUUGACCGUUCUGACGUGUAUGGAUCGAUGCAGACCUAUCUUCGGAAUCAAGUUGAAAACUUGUUUAUGUCCUUCAAAAACUUUACGGACAACCCUGAAGUUCUAGACCAUUCGUCACAGCAAAAUCAGAUUAUAGCCAUCGACGUGGCUUGUUCCAAUGGACUCCCAGAAUGCACAGAAAUGGCGACAAGGAUGUUUGACAACUGGAUGAAUAGCGACGAAAACAACACAAAGAGUAUUCACCAAAACUUGCGGUCAGUCAUCUACUGCCAAGGUGUGGCUGCUGGGGGGAAAGACGAAUGGGAGUUUGCUUGGAAGACGUUCCAGGAGACCACUGAAACCUCUGAGAAAGAUCAGCUUCGUAAAGCGCUAGCAUGCACCAAACAGAUCUGGCUUCUUAGCAGAUACCUGGAUUACACUUUGGACCCUAAGAAGAUACGUCUGAUGGAUGUUACUUCUACAAUCAACUACAUUGCCACAAAUGUGGUGGGACAUGGAAUGGCCUGGGAUUUUAUGAGAGCAAACUGGGACUACGUCAGUCAGGGGGAUGCAGUCCAGCUGAUAGAGACGGUGACCAAGAGGUUUUCGACGCCGUUUGAAUUGGAGGAGUUGGAGAUAUUUGCUGUAAACUAUGAUCUUGGUACUGCUUAUUGGGCUGUGGAACAGGCCAUUGAGCAAGUCAAAGUCAACAUCCAGUGGGUCAGCGAGAACAAGGAUGCCGUAUCAGAGUGGUUUGCAACAGAAGAAGACGAUUUCUAG